Amoebophrya sp. A120 is the source of this 1851-nucleotide messenger RNA. The record is from the annotation of a GenBank genome assembly. Lineage: Eukaryota; Dinophyceae; Syndiniales; Amoebophryaceae.
AAGCUUGAACGGUUAGCAGCAAGCUUUCCUGCUUACAACUCCUCUGACGAGGUGGUGCUUUUUUGAAAAUCGAUUCCAUUUCAUGUUCGUUUUGAAAUUCUAAACCGAUCUCAUGCCUUCCACCGCCACGCGCUCCACCAACCCCCGGGGCGGCGGGUCCCGCUCCACGCACCACAACCCAUCGUCUUCCACUUUCAUCACCGGCACCGAUCUGACCGAAAACGAUGCCAUCGUUCCGGUCCAGCCCUUAAUAUCCUGUGCAAAGGUCUCGUAGUCCUCGUUGUGCUAAUUCAUUGUUGUAGUUGCAAUCUUGCAUACGAUACUAACAGACCUAAGGCUAAGGCUAAACUCGUAGCUGACUCCGCAUUGGGAGCUUGUUCACAUUUGUAUUUGUUCUAGAAAAAAAUUGGCAGUACUACAAGCUGCACAUUACAACGAGUUCUACUUUUGCAGUGUAUACUUGAACUUCAACUACAACGGCGCUAUCCACCUAAAUCGUCAUUCUCGGGAGGAGGAUGACGAGUUCGAUUCCUACAGUCGGUCCUUGGUUCCCGCGAACCAAAACACGGCGAUCCAACCAGUGGACGAACUGGAGCAGCUGAAGCGCAUGGUCUUCCGGACGCGCAAAAAGCUCGACAAUCGCAUGUCGAUAUCUCAGGGAAAAUUGCAGUGCUUGUUGGUCCUGCGUGGAAAAGUUACUUUGUCACUAGUAAGUACUUUACAACUCGGUCCUCGUAGUCAUCUCCAUUUGUAGGUCCUCAGCUGUCAACAUACUAGAUGAGUUCUAUCGUAGGAGCGAUGAAGAGCCGUGGCAAGGAAAAAUGAGACGGAACUCUGUUUCAUCGCGACCCAACUGCGAUUUUGUGCACCAUACACUGAGAUGAAAUCUUGGCAGAAAGACGUCGAGGGUUUGAGGAAGGACAUGAAGCGGUGCGGGAAGAAAACGGAAGGGAAGAGGACCAAGGGCAACAACAUGAAUGGUUCCGAGAACGAAAAUGGCGACUCUUCCGACACCGAUGAGGACGAGGACGAAGUAGAGGGAACAAACAAUGGCUCGUCUAAGAGGAAGAGCCGCAACUCCCAAUCCCCUAACAAGAACGAACCGAACUCCGGGAAAAAAUCUUACCCGUCCGCCCGCGUCUCCGCGCUGCCCUUCGGCAGCUCCAACGACUUCAACAUCAACCGCAACAGCCUAAGGGCAAUUUGCGACGAGGAGCGCACUUCCGUUGGUGGUCGGGCGAGCGUCUCGAAGGUCAGCAGCUCGUCCAAGACGAUGAAUUUAGCGUCUUCGGCGAAAACGAUGUUGAACCAAAAACUUCCGCCACUGCAGAACCAGCACGCCCUGUUGCAGGCCCGGAUGGGGGAGCGGGGCGGCCCGAGGAUCAUCGUGUCGGGAGGUGGAGAGGGCGACAGCGACGAAAACAGCAAUGAGAGGGCUGGAAUCACGGGAGUUCCAGCGAUUCCGAAAAGUUUGUCGUCGAAGUUGUUGGGGAGGCGAGGGAGCGCGGGGGCAACGAUGUUGAGAAGGGGAUCCAGUUCCGGGAACUUGGGCGGACAACCGAGGAGGCGAAGCUUGCAGCUGAUUCGGUGAAAGAAGUAUACUUACUGCUCUAGCUGUUCCUCGGUGGAUGCUGUGGAUGCGAUUCAUCUUUUGGGUGUUUUUUGUAGGCUGAAAAAUCCUGAAUCAAUCUGAAAUUGCGACAACGUCGACUGAACUUUUGCUGCAUAAGCAACCUUCCGUCAAUAUCGGACUGGAGUUUACUCGUGAGGUAGCCUCACUGUGACAGCCUUCCUCCUAGUCGUAGCGAGGCGCAAAUUGAAGUGCACGCCUCUGAUUUUGUCAGUGCGCUC